AUGGGACACCAGCCACCUCCAAGUCCUCCAGUCGAUUGGUCAAGCUUCAAAAACAGUGCUUUGCCAAAUCUGGAAUCCAGGCUGAAGUUCACAACGCACUACGCUCUGUGCGUUAUAGACUGCGAUCAUUGGGACAAUCCUAGCCUAAGUCUACUCGAUAAAUUCAGGGGCGCAAAAUUCUGGGAUCACCCGGGAGAUAGAACAAUACUCGCAUCUUCACAAAGCAGCAGGAGCAAUAGAAGCAUGAAGAUGCCGGGUUUGAAUGCAUGCAUCACCUGGAACGAUGCCGACAUCUUUGAAAUAGAAAGUGGAGAAGAAAUUGGACGGACAGACAUGUCAGAUGACGAAAUAACGCAAGGUUGGUUAUGA
Bipolaris oryzae ATCC 44560 is the source of this 369-nucleotide messenger RNA. RefSeq lists its product as uncharacterized. The coding region runs from base 1 to 369 and encodes 122 amino acids. The transcript has a single exon. NCBI's taxonomy places the organism in Eukaryota, Fungi, Ascomycota, Dothideomycetes, Pleosporales, Pleosporaceae. The record is from RefSeq and is a predicted model, not a curated record.